This is a messenger RNA of Talaromyces rugulosus, 3834 nucleotides long. RefSeq lists its product as uncharacterized. Bases 1 to 3834 code for a protein of 1277 amino acids. The transcript is spliced from 3 exons. Lineage: Eukaryota; Fungi; Ascomycota; Eurotiomycetes; Eurotiales; Trichocomaceae. The record is from RefSeq and is a predicted model, not a curated record.
AUGCAGUACGCAAAACUUCCUCAAUUCCAGUACCAGAAGUUUGAAGGACAACAUCACUAUCAAUCGUAUAAUCCUCAAACUCUGGGCUUUACAUAUCAUCCUCUUUCCCCCAAGCCUGCGAGCUCUGGACCGGAGAAAGACAACAAGGAAGUUACUGACACCGAACCGGAAAAGGAGAACACUGAGCAGGUCACCGAAGAGAGCCCGCCUGCCCCCGCCGAAGAAUCACCUGCACCACCCCAAGAUGAAGCCACGAAUUCUGCAGAUGCAGCACCUGAGGCAGAAACAGCAGAAACAGCAGAAGCGCCCGCUGAGCCUGAGCAAACGGCGGAUAAUGCUGAAAGCCAAGAGAAAGCCCCCGAUGACACUGGGGACGCAACUCCAUCCUCAGAGGAGCCAAAUGAGCCUGGAAAUGAUGCUGCUGGGGCUGAUGAAACAGCUGAGCCUCCAGCCAACGAACAGCCUGCAGUAGAAGAAGCAUCUUCACCAGAAGGCGAUGCUUCGGGAGAAACCUCACCCGCUGAGAAUGCGCCUGCGGAAGAGGGAGCCUCAACCGAGCCACCAACAGAAACACCAGCAGAAACACCAGCAGAAGACACACCAGCACCGACAGAAGAGGCUCCAGUAGAGGAGCCGCCAGCAGAAGAAUCUGCCGCUGCAGAAGCGCCAGCGGAGGAAACCCCGGCAGAAGAAACACCAGCAGAAGGCCCUCCUGUAGAGGAAGCUCCAGUGGAAGCGACCCCAGCAGAAGCUCCCUCAGAGGAGCAAUCAGCUGAACAAGCACCGGCGGAAGAAACGGCGACAGACAAACCCGCCGCUGAACAGCCUUCAGAAGAUGCCCCGGCGCAAGGUGAAUCGACAGAGAAAGCCCCGGAAGACAACACAACGGCAACCGAAGAACCCCCAAAAGAGGAGCCAGCCGAACAGGCCGAGAAAGUAGAAAUUACGGAGCCUGCUGCAAGCAAUACACCUGAAACAAAGGAUGAAGCCGCAAAAGAUGAUUGGGCACCGAUUGGUAAGAAAGGAAAAAAGGGAAAAAGUGCGAAAAAGAAGAAAGGAGCUGCUGCAGAUAAGGUCCAAGAGCCUGUAGAACAAGCAGAGCCAGACAAAGCAACUGCGGCAGAAACUACCCCCGACGCCAUCACGCCUGAAGCCGAAGAUUCCAGUAAAGCGCCAGAACCAGGAGCAGAACCGCCAGGAAAAAAGAACAAAAAGAAGAAGGACAAAAAGAAUAAGAAAAAGGGAGCUGCCGCAGAAGAAACACCAUCUGCCGGAGAAACACCACCUGCUGAAGAAGCGCCCGCGGAAAUGCCCACGGAAGAGAAGCGAGAGGAGGAAGUCGCUGCAGAAAACCUACAGGAAAACUCGGAACAAAAGUCACUAGAAGAUGAAGCCGCUGAAGCCGCCACAACAGAAGCGACUCCCACCGAGGAACCAGCCGUUGGGGAGCUUGCCACCGAAGAGCCUACUGUCACCGAAGAGCCUACUGUCACCGAAGAGCCUACUGUCACCGAAGAGCCUGCUGCCACCGAAGAGCCUGCUGCCACCGAAGAGCCUACUGUCACCGAAGAGCCUACUGUCAACGAAGAGCCUACUGUCACCGAAGAGCCUGCUGCCACCGAAGAGCCUGCCACUGAGGAAGCUGUCGCCAAGGAACCAGCCGCAGAAGAAAUCCUGGCUGAAGGAGCUACCGCAGAAGAGCCUGUUCCUGAAGAACUAGCCGACAAAGAAUCUCCCGCCGAAGCUGCCGAAGAAGAACAACCAGGCGAGGAUGUACUAGACUCUUGGGAUAUGGAUGACGACUUCGGUGAGACAGAAGAUCUCAAAGAAACAUCCAACGAGGACGAACCGGGCAAAAACGGAGAGAAUGACGAUGAAACCUUUCCGGAAUGUGACCCAUGCGCGGAGCAGGGCCAAGUAGAGGCUGAGAAAGAAGCCGAGGCAAGGCAAGCGCAGGAGGACGCUGAGGAAGUAGACCCUGCAGAGUCACUAUCACAACUCGAAAAUGGAAACUGGGAUGAUUUGGAAGACAUCGGACAGGCCGAAGCUGCAGCCGAAGAAGAUCUUUCAACACAAGAAGAAUCCAAAGCCGAAGACGAUGUGGCGGCACCUGCUGAAGCAACCGAAGAACCAAACCAGGAAGAACCUACACCUGUUAUCGCCGAAGAACCAGAAGCUUCCGGUGACGGAGAAGAGACUCCUGAGAGUGAACACCACGCAGAGGUAGCGGACGCCACAGAAUCUGCAGCCAAAGGAGACGACUCUGCAGUUGAGGCACAGGUUAGCCAAGAAGCAGCUACAAAGGAAGCUCCAACAGCCGAAGAACCCGAGACAGCGCCAGCUGAAGUGGCCGACGCAGAAGAAGAAAAGCCUGCUGAACCUGCUGAACCUGCUGAACCUACUGCCGAGCCUACUGCCGAGCCUGCCGCUGAGGCUGUCAUUGAGCCUACCGCCGAACCUGUCACCGUGCCUGCUGAAGAGCCUGUCGCCGAACCUGUCGCCGAACCUACCACCGAACUUGUGGAGGAACUUGCUGCCGAACACGCUGAGCCUGUUGCUGAACCCAUUGAAGAGGAAGCUCCGGCUGAAGUUAUACAAGACGAAACACCAGCCGAAGCAGAAGCGACAAAGGAAGCCCCUGCAGAAGAAGCCAGCCCCCCUGCUCCCGAGGAGGCCCCAGCUGCGGAUGUUCAACCCGAAGAACAACAACUAGAAGCUGAGGUCGCGGAGGAAGCACCGCUUGACAAUGCUAAUGAGCCUGCUCCUGCCCCUCCGGUCGAGGAGGAACCUGUCGAAAGGGCUGUUGAACCUGUAGAGCCCGAACCUGCUCACAUCGGGGAGGUCUCUGUAGAAGAGACUCCUGCUGAAGAGGUCCCAACUGCUGCUGAAGUCGAAGGUGAGGUGACUUACAUUGAACGAGAGCCCCCAGAGACAUCAGAACAGAACGGUUCCGAUGAAUGUGCGGUGGACGACACCCGUGAUGGUAGUCUAGACGCCACUGCCGAGGAGUCAGGACACUCACGGAGACGACGACGUCGCACAUCUGCCUGGACUCGCGAUAGAGUUCCAUCAAAGGGAUCUAUGGAAAGCUACCGAGGCCAUCUCGAACGCCCCAAAGGCGACGGCGGCAUAUUGAAGAAUAGAUGGGCCAUGGCACUGGACGAAGCCCGUCGACAGCAGGAGGCCAAACAGCGCAAAGAGGCCAAGCUCAAGCUUGAAAGGGCGCAAGAAAAGCAGAGACGUGACGAAGCCGCCGCCAAAGCCAAGCGAGCAGCCGAGAGAGCAGCCGAGAAAGAGAAAGCCAGGCUUGCUGAAAAGCGAGCAAGCAAGGAUAGCGCGCAACGUCGGCCGAGACACGUCUCUUCAGACCAUUCUUCAGGCAGUCGAAGCAAGCGGCGGGACCCAUCACCUCAACAGGAGGGCGAUGGCCUCGGUCGAAAAGUGAUUGAUGCGUUGACUACAGGCGAGUCUAACACCAACGGACCCCUUCUUACCAUCAACGCUGUCAAGGCUGUUGCUAAUAUCUCUGCAGCGCCUGAGCCAGUGAAACGGUCGUCCACAAACCAGUCUGGGCGUAGUAGUCGUCGUUCUCAGGAGGAAAAACAGUCUGGUGGAAGCAGCGGAAAGAGACCAUCAGAUAGACGAGAAAAACAACACGAUCGUCGCAAAGAUGAGGGCCCUUCUGACCAGCGAACUCGACGCCAUGAUGAACGUCGGAGGACGGAGCGUUCGGAAGAAGCAGACCGUCGUGAACGUCGACACAAAAAGAGGGAACCUUCCCCACCUCCAAAUUCUCGACUGAAGAGUCUCAUGAAGUCUAUUUCGGUUUUUUGA